Messenger RNA from Trypanosoma grayi, 660 nucleotides. RefSeq lists its product as hypothetical. Bases 1 to 660 code for a protein of 219 amino acids. The transcript has a single exon. The record is from RefSeq and is a predicted model, not a curated record. NCBI's taxonomy places the organism in Eukaryota, Euglenozoa, Kinetoplastea, Trypanosomatida, Trypanosomatidae.
AUGUCCACCCUCUUGGCAUCCUCAGCCGCCUCUUUUGCCAUUUUGACGGCCUCCUCUACCCUCGCCAGCGCAUUCUUCGCACUUGUGGCUGCUUCAUUGGCUUUCUUCUCGGCCUCCGUGGCCUUCUCCACCGUCAGGUUGGCCUUGAUCUCCGCCAUGUCGGCGUGGAACGCGGACUCCGUGGCCUUCUUCUUGGUCAGCCUCGACAGCCGCUGCACCUCCCCGCGGUUCGGGCGCCCCAUGGCACUCUUCGCCGCACCAUCAGCGCUGUCCUUCGCCUCCCGCACUCUCGCCAGUGCCAGGGCAGCGUCCCGCAUGGCCUCGGUCGCCUUCUUCACCGCAUCCUCGGCGUACCCCGCCGCAUCCUUUGCAUACGUCGCCAUACGGUUCGCUUCCGCCGCUGCUGCUAUGGCCCCCGUUGCAGCCUCCUCGGCCUUCUUCGACGGGUCAGCAACGGUCGCAAUCUGUGACUGCGCCUCGGUCCGGAGACCCCCAUCUGCCGUGGUGCUUGAAGGGCUCAGUGUCGUCUUCGGUGACACCGCAGCAUUUUCUGUAGAGCCUGCUCCUGCUGCUGUAACGCACAGGGAUGUGCAGCAGAAGGCGAUGGACACCACGAACAGUACGUGGCGCAACAUCAUCGUAUUCUUGUUGCCUUGGUAG